CACAAACACGCAAUUCAACAGCGAAUGAUCAGAUCAUUUUUUUCUCGUAUACGAUUAGAAGCUUGAGACUUGUCAUUAUAGACAAAUUUUCUGAUGUUUUGUCAGACUUGUGGCACAGCCAUUAACCAUCAAAAAGCCAAUUUCUGUGGGAACUGCGGUGCAGAAAUAAUGAAAUGCACACCAGACCGUGAAUAUGAAGGUACAUCUCAAAGUACAUCUUACACCAUUGAUCAUAAUUCUACAAAGCAGUCUUUAACCUUCUGUGAGUUUAUGGAAAGAAGACAAAAAUUACAGACUCAAGAAGAAGAGAUUAACUCCAUUCAAAAACGGAAAAAGAAUGAACGUGUGUGUCACAUCUCGAAAAAGAAAAAGAACAAAGAAGAACUGGUUAAGAUCAAUAUAGGAGUUGCAGAGGUUGAUGUUGACUGCAGAAAAUUGAAAAUUAGAAGAGGAUCCCUUCUUCCAGUUGAAGUGCUAAAAACUGAUUAUCAUGUUGCUGUUAAAGAAAAGGGAAUUACAAAACAAUUGGCACACAACAAACAUAUGAGAGAAAUUGGUCAUUGUGGUUGGAUUCUUUUGUAUCCAGAUUUUGAUCAGGUGCUUCAUCUCCCUGGAACACAAAGUCCAUUCUCAGUGGAAAAGUAUAAAGAGUCCAUAGGAAGAGCAUAUUCUCGUGUCAACUUAUAUUUAUGUCGAAUACAUGACUAUGAACUUGCGAAUGACCUGGAUGAUAGUGAAGAACUGGCACAUGUAUAUGCUGGGAUGGAGAGCAAACCAUGUUCACCGACAAUACAGGCAGUUGCUAAUGAUACAUUCCAAGUGAACAGCAAUGUUUGUGAGAUGCCUGAUCCUCCAAAUGCAUUUAACUCUGAUGAUGUUCCAGAUUCUUUACUGAUAGCUGCUAUGGAAACACCUUCCAAUGAUUUGGAAAAUAGUUUUGAAGGGGAUGUGCAGUUUAGACUUCAUGAAGAUCAGAGCGAUUCACUAAAUCAUGCCGACGUAAUGGAUCGUGGAACAAGUUCAAUCAUGGUGCAGUUUGAAAGAAGCCAGCCUGAAGUCACUCCCGACAAAAUGGAAAUAACUAUUCAUCGAUCAACACUUAUGAAAGAUCUAAUUGCUGCAUUUUGUGAUCCCAAAGUGUCGAAUUCAAUUUUGUUUUUUAAAGUCGUUGAUGCACGAGGUGUUGAAGAGAGAGGUGAAGGAAAGGGUGUUGCUAGGGAUGUGCUUACAGAAUUUUGGUGUCUCUUCUUUCAGUCUCUUGCUGUAGGGGCCGCGGCUAAAGUUCCCGUAAUACGACAUGAUUACCAGAAAGAUCAGUGGGAAGCAAUAGCUAGAAUAUUGUUAUACGGAUACAGCAAAGAGGGGAUUUUCCCUAUUUCCUUGUCAGCCGUUUUUGUCGCUAGUUGUAUUCUGGGCGAUGACGACAUUUCUGACGAUAUGUUGUUGCAGGCAUUUAAGCUGUAUGUAUCUGAAGAUGAAAAAGAUGUCAUCAUUGAUUGUUUGCAAAAUUGCGAGAACUUCGUGCAGAAUACGGACUUAUUAGACCUGCUAAGCAGCUACAACUGUUACAGAAAUCCAAGCGGCGAAAACAUUGAAAGUAUUAUCGCCCAACUUGCCCAUCAAGAACUCAUUCAGAAGCCGGGCUACGUAAGCAACUGCUGGAAUCCGAUACUACAAUCGAUGAAUGUCGAAAGUACACAAUUCCAGAAUAUCUCAAACAUUCUUUUGUUUUACGAUGAAAAAAAGCCUACGCCAAAGAAAGUCAUUAAAAUGCUUGAUGCAUCUCCGCAAAAUGACAACGAGCACGUAACGUUCGAACACUUGACCAAAUUCAUUAAAUCUCUUGGAAGUAACGUCGGUGCAUUUCUUCAGUUCACUACUGGAGCCAGUGUGGUUCUGCCCGAAAUGAAAUUAAAGGUCACAUUCACUGACUUAAAUGGUUUAGCUCGUCGGCCUGUGGCGCAUACUUGUGGUCCUUUACUUGAAGUCCCUAGCACCUAUCAGUGCUACAAUGAGCUAGUUGAAGAGUUCUCAUCAAUUCUUCGCGAGAAGAGUUCGUGGACUUUGAUAUUGUCUAAUGGGGACAUUGAAGUUAUAUCUACGUACGCUUUAUCUGAAUUUUAUGUGGCACUCUAG
Xenia sp. Carnegie-2017 is the source of this 2136-nucleotide messenger RNA. RefSeq lists its product as uncharacterized. The record is from RefSeq and is a predicted model, not a curated record. The transcript is spliced from 4 exons. Bases 94 to 2136 code for a protein of 680 amino acids. Lineage: Eukaryota; Metazoa; Cnidaria; Anthozoa; Malacalcyonacea; Xeniidae.